This is a messenger RNA of Penicillium angulare, 1464 nucleotides long. RefSeq lists its product as uncharacterized. The record is from RefSeq and is a predicted model, not a curated record. Gene Ontology annotation, molecular function: magnesium ion binding; magnesium ion transmembrane transporter activity; cobalt ion binding. Bases 1 to 1464 code for a protein of 487 amino acids. The transcript is spliced from 4 exons. NCBI's taxonomy places the organism in Eukaryota, Fungi, Ascomycota, Eurotiomycetes, Eurotiales, Aspergillaceae.
AUGACUUCACGAUAUGGAGUUUCGGAAAGAUUGCAAGGAAUGAUGUGUACUGCUCCAGUUAUAACUCCACCGAAAGAAACAGCACAAUCAAAACCUCAAAGAUCAAAAACCAGAGAUCUAGAUCCUGCUCACGAAUUGGACGACCUUGAGAAUGCAUUCGCCCUGAAGAAUAUUCCCCAACAUGAGUCUCUCCACGACACAUCAUCAUUCAAACAUCUCACUUUCUCCCAAGUCACCGAUCAGAUUUGGCAUUUCUCCUCAGUAGACCAUGGCCCGCGAUAUACAUGCAUCGGCUAUAACACCUUGUUUGUCACUCCUGGCGCUUCGACAGAAACAAAUGAGAAUGGCAGAGAUCUACCCCAAGGUAAAAGACUAUGGAACUGGCUGGUUUUGUGUGAAGAUGGCACCAUUAUAUCCAUGCAGGAAAAUCCGUUCCCCGGGGUGAACGUAUUAAAAGGGGAUCAGCUCAAAGUUCAGGAUAUCGCUCGGAGAAAUGUUCGAUUUAUCUUCUCCGGGGUUUCAAAGCAGCACUUAACCAUGUCAGAAAGUGAUUCUCUAGUGACUAUUCGAGUGAGACACUUCAACGAUGUGGGACCGGAUCAGGCCAAUAUCAAGCAGGAAGAUGGACCGAGUCUUUUAUUCUACUAUAUUUUUGACGAUUGGGUGUCUAGCUAUGGACUAAUUGCUAAACGAGAACAUAAAUAUGGCGUUGCUCUCGAAGAACUGAGAGGUCAAAUGCUUCACCGUCCAAUCGUCGAUCUGGUGAAUGAGCUUCACUGGCUUGGGAGGCGGUUAGCAGUGCUGAGGCGUUUGUAUCAAAGCUAUGAGCUCAUCAUGCGACGCAUACUACAACGCCAGCGUUUACUCCGCGAUGAGGGUCGCUCGGCUCAUUCCCAGCCAGUGCCUUUUGGGGCUACCUUCGGGGACAGAGAGUUUUCUGAUUUGCGACAGGGCAGUAUAGUAAGUAAUGGUACCUAUGAGGAUAGCAAAGAAAAGUCAGUCGGAGUGAUUUUGAGCUCGGCGGCUGUGGCCCGAUUUGAAAGACUUGUUGAUCGUAUCAACCUGUACUGUCUGAGUGAGAUUGAGACAUGUCUCCAGGAGAAAGAAUCCUUGACAUUCUUAAACUUCAAUUUGAUUGCUCUCAAAGACUCACAAGCGGUGGAAAAGCUCACUCGAAUUACAAUCCUGUUGGCCAAAGCAACUAUGCUGUUCUUGCCUGUUAGUUUGAUGACUGCCUACUUUUCCACUGAGCUUCAAGGCGUGAAAGGUGGAUAUACGAAAGUCGACUACUGGGGUAGUUUUGCGGUGAUUUUCUUCUUGACACUCGUGCUGCUCACUCUGUUUGGCUUUGCCAGCGACACUGUGGAAGGGAAGACGAUUUAUCGAUCCCUGAUCAAGACGUUCUUCCGAAAUUCGCGGGAGAAGAUGUCUUUUUCACGACGAUCACAGCAGGAUCGUCAAUAA